Molecule: messenger RNA, 1886 nt
Organism: Diachasmimorpha longicaudata
Lineage: Eukaryota; Metazoa; Arthropoda; Insecta; Hymenoptera; Braconidae
Exons: 7
Coding region: 444-1217 (257 amino acids)
Source: RefSeq, a predicted model, not a curated record
UAUUUUAUUUUACUGUUUUUCUACGUAUGAUUCCUUCCUUCGAGCUCCGGUAUAUAUCGUCUCCCAUUUGAUUUACGAUAUAGCCAGGAGGAUGGGCGAUUCUACGGGCUGAGAGAGACCAGUGACAUUAUCCCUUACCCGUGUGAAUACAUUCCGCAUUUAACAUCCGGCACGAAUCCUUCGCGAUGCAUCAGAAUUGUCUUCUCUAGAUAAAAAGGAGAGAAAAUGAAGGGAGCAUGACGAGACGAUUUCGAGCUGCUGGUUUGAUGCCCAAUAAAAAAAAUGGAAAAAGAAAUUCAACGAAAGGAACUGAAAAGAGAAGAAAAGAAUCAGAUUCGAAAAGAGACACUCCUACGCAUUGUGGUGGAAGAAGAGGUGUUACUUGUCAAGCCGACGGGGCCCCCGAGGCAAUGACAGGGCCCCGUAGGAAUUAGCAUGGGAUAAUGGGAACAGUCAUUCUCGAUUCAAUACCAUUGACCCGAGAAAUACCUCUGAGUCACAGACAAAAAUGGUAUUUCACCAGAGAUGACCUUUCUCGAGAUACAACUGAUGUCACAUCAUUCAAGCAACGAAUCAGAGUGACUGACGACACAAGUUGGACAGAGAGAGUGACACCUGACGACUUAGGUAACGCCUCCUCGACACCUGGGCAACUUGUUGGAGGUCUUUUUGCCGAACUGACUUUUCAACGGAUCGCAGUGUCUACCAGCGACCAAAUAUUUGCCUCUUCCUCGCACCUCAGCAAUCCUUGCGGUGUGCAAUUAUUAUUCACUGGAUCGAGUCAGGUGGAGUCAAGGAUGCGGUGCUGUAUCCACAAUUGGCUACCUGAGGAAGAUGUGAAUAGCAGAUUAUUCCCGGACAACCUGGUGACCGACGUCAACAGCUGCGGCGUAAUUUUGUAUAAUGAAAAGUGGACUCGAAAGAUUUCACCGCCGCUACUGAUAUUUCAGGUGAGAGUAGAUAAAUUGUUGGUCGCUGAUCACAUUUUCACAAAAAAUUAUUUAUCAGUCAUUAGUGCAUUUUAUCAGACUUUCUCUUCGUUACAAAUCAUAACUGACAUAGAGAACCCGCUCCUUGCAACGAUUUGCUUCCGGCGAAUGUUCAAAUGUCCGUAUAAAAAUAUGCACAUACCACCACCAACACCACCCAGCAAAUUUCUGAACUUUACGCUAGAAAAUACGCCUCAGGAAUUAUUUCCCCGCCCCUCACAUUCAUAAGUGUCUGGAGAUCGUGUAGGAAUUCCGUCAAUUUCAUCUUCAAUAAAAAACUAGUGGUAGCCACAUAACAGUGAUUCCAUAGCGAUUAGAUUGAAAUUCCCCAAUUCCAAUCCCGUAAAAAAAACCUAAAAAGAAUGUAUAAAAUCUCUAUAGAGAAUCGAGUCAUUCCGCGUCGUUGGGGAAUUCCGACGGCUGUGGUAGAUAAGAAAAAGAUCAGUCGUUUGGUUAAACCAGCAUCAGUAGUAUCCCUAUCAGAUUUGGGUAGCUUGGAAUUUUGACUGUUGACAAUUUCAUCUCACCUACCCAAGCUCAAAUCAAACUAUCACGAGACUUAAUUGCCCCUGAAUAUUAAGAACUGCCCAUAAAAAAAAACUGAAUGAGGAAAUCUUCGGGUCGAAGCCCACGGGGUCAUUAAAAAAAAAAGAAUAAGAAAAAUAUUCAAGGAACUCUCCGAAGUACACGUAGGCGUUUCCAUUAGCUCCUCUUAAAAAUGCGAAACCCAUCGGAGGAGCGGUGGAAAAAAAAAAUGAAUCCAAAUGGCCCAUUUCACCCACAGACAUCCGACAAAUCGCCAACCCCACGAGAUCAGAAAGGUAUCAGCGGUGAUGCGAGAAGAAGGUACGAAGAGCAUGUUCAAAGGAGAUCUCCCUCUCCCACCCUAAAUUCUCC